Molecule: messenger RNA, 1199 nt
Organism: Etheostoma spectabile (orangethroat darter)
Lineage: Eukaryota; Metazoa; Chordata; Actinopteri; Perciformes; Percidae
Exons: 4
Coding region: 108-1169 (353 amino acids)
Source: RefSeq, a predicted model, not a curated record
UUUCUUUUUGCCCCGGGUCCGCAUCCCUUUUUUAUUUUUUUCGACGUUGUCCAUGCUUCGGCUGUCUAACUUUGGCGGUCGUUUUCUUGAUCGCACGUUGAUGACGUAUGAACGCGGGCCCACUGAGGGAACUUUGCAGAGCGGCAAAUUGCAGAGCAGACUAUUGGAUUGCAAACCACUACCAUUUAAAAGCAAAUCUUUUGCAAAAAAUGACUAGGUUCACAAAGCUAAAAAAGCUUAUUAAUGAUGACCCGAAAAGAAACACACUGAAGCUUAUAAAGUGGCUUCAAAAGAAGAAACUCCUAAAAACUAAAGUGAAAUGCAGAAUAUGUCAUCAUGGCAUGAAACUGAAGAAAAGGGCAAACAGUGGAGAUCAGUAUGCUUGGACCUGUCGACAUGUUGGAACGGAAAAACAAAUCUCUGUCAGGCACAAGUCAAUCUUCAGUCGUUCAAAGAUCUCCUUCAGUAACUGGAUGCAAUUCAUGUACAGAUUUUGUCAGGGUCUACGAUUACGACAGAUUGACAUGAUGGAUGACAGCAUUGCGGCCAGUUCAGCAACUCUCAGUAAAAUGGCUAAAAAACUAAGGGAGGUCUGUGUCACGGCGGUUGAAAGGAUGAGGAGGCGUACAGGCCAGAAGAUUGGUGGAAGAAGAGAGUUUGUUGUGAUUGAUGAGAGCCAUUUUCGGCACAAAAGAAAGUACGGGAGAGGACGAAUGGUUGGUGGAUGGAAGAGAAAGAAGUGGGUUUUUGGGAUGUUAGGUGUCAAGCAUCAUCAAGGACGAACAUCAAGAAAGCCUGUUCUACGUCUUGUGGAGAGAAGAUCUCGAGGACAUCUAGUCCCCUUAAUCGCCCAUCAUGUGAGGCGUGGAUCAUCAAUAAUCAGUGAUGAGUGGCGUGCCUAUCGCAUACUCCCUGCACUAGGGUACAACCAUCACACAGUCAACCACAGCAGGUGGUAUGUAGAUCCCCAUACUGGUGCCCAUACCCAACAUAUUGAGAGGGCCUGGAGAUCCUACAAGGAGCAGAUCUGGAGGCUUAGGGGAAAUCGCACAGAUAGUUUGCUUUCUGACCAUCUUGCAAUAAUUGAGUGGAAUGAAUGGCUUGCAAAGAAACACCAUAAUGGUGCAUUUGGCAGACUGAUUCAUGACAUUUCCAGAAAGUACAAGUAGUCCCAUUCAAACUGUAUAAGAUAAGAUGUA